Molecule: messenger RNA, 1881 nt
Organism: Penicillium pulvis
Lineage: Eukaryota; Fungi; Ascomycota; Eurotiomycetes; Eurotiales; Aspergillaceae
Product: glycoside hydrolase family 47 protein
Exons: 1
Coding region: 1-1881 (626 amino acids)
Biological process (GO): carbohydrate metabolic process; N-glycan processing
Cellular component (GO): Golgi membrane; endoplasmic reticulum
Molecular function (GO): calcium ion binding; mannosyl-oligosaccharide 1,2-alpha-mannosidase activity
Source: RefSeq, a predicted model, not a curated record
AUGAGUCGAACCAGACGCCAAUGGCUGGGCCUCUUCCUGGCAAUCUUCUUCAUAUGCCUGCUCUACCAGCAACGUCGCUCUUUAAAUGAAUACCAUGCCCAAUCAACAACACCGAUAAAUGAACACAUUGACACUCCGGAGGUCCUUACUCCAGAUGUUCCAAGACCAGACUUCCAAAAUCCCGAUUUUCCCAGCGAACCGCCUGUUGAUAACUCCCACGACACCAUUUGGAGCCGGCUGCCUAUCCGCCACCUCGUCGUACCUUCCUUACUCCCACCGACCCAAUCGCGCCUCGGUAUGCCCAAGAUUCAAGCAAGCGAUUCGAGCUUCUCCCAAAUCACAACUUGGUUCCAGAAAAGCAGACAGGCGGCGGUCAAGGAAGCAUUCGGGCGAUGCUGGGAGUCAUACAAGUGGCUUGCGUGGCAGACCGACGAGCUUGCGCCCAUGAGCGGUUUGCCUAGUAAUGGACUUGGUGGCUGGGGUGUGACGUUGGUAGACAACCUGGAUACACUAUGGAUCAUGGGAAUGCGAUCGGAGUUCGACACAGCUGUUAAGGCCGUUGUCGAGAUCAAUUUCGAGACCACUCAGUUGUCGGAAAUCAACACGCAUGAGAUAAAUAUUCGCAUUCUGGGUGGUUUACUGGGCGCGUUUGAUCUAAGCAAUGAUCGUCGAUUGCUGAACAAGGCGAUCGAGGUUGGUGAUAUGCUUUAUGCGGCGUUUGACACGCCGAACCGCAUGCCGAUCACCCAUUGGGAUCUGCACCGAGCCGCACGGCAGGAAGAACAGUUCGCCGAAGAAGUGGUCUCUGCUUCAGAACUCGGAUCUUUUAUUCUUGAGUUCACGAGACUGUCGCAAUUGACUAGCGAUCCCAAAUACUUCAACGCCGCACAACUGGUCAUGGAGAGACUCAGCCAAUUGCAGGAUUCGACCAAGCUUGCAGGAAUGUGGCCGGUGGUCCUGAAUGCCCGAACGGAGGUAUUUGACGGAGACUUCUUCACAUUGGGUGCCGAGGUCGAUUCCCUGUAUAAAACAUUGGCCAAGGCAGAUAUGUUACUUGGAGGUUAUUUCCCUGUGUAUCGCAAGAUGUACGAGAGAUCGACACGAACCGUCGCUGGACACCACCUCUUCCGCCCCAUGACUCAUGAUAACAAAGACAUUCUUGUCCCGGGAUCAAUUCGCGUGAUGAUGACACAGAAUGGAAAGCAACGUACACUAUUGGAAAGUCAAGUUCACCACCGUGCGUGCUUCACAGGAGGCAUGUUCGCAUUGGGUGGCGCACUCUUCGGCAUUCCGACCCACCGCAAAAUCGCGAACAAGUUGGUUGAUGGCUGUAUCUGGGCUGCCCAGUCCAUGCCUCUGGGAAUCAUGCCCGAGGUGUAUGAGACGGUCCCAUGUGCUUCUCAGACCGAAUGUCCAUGGAACGAGUGGCACUGGAAGCAAGAAGUCUGGAAGAGCGUGAACAACAGUCCAGAACCAGAUCCCGACAUGGACAUCGAUGCCUAUAUCCGUGAUCAUCAUCUGCCUAAAGGCUUCAUUGCCAUCCCCGACACUCGUUACAAUUUGCGACCGGAGACUAUCGAGAGCAUGUUCAACCUUUACCGCAUUUCCGCCCGCGAGGACUUACUCGAUACUGCCUGGGGUAUGUUUGAAUCGAUUCAAAAUACCACCGAAAUCAUCAAUGGCAACGCUGCCCUCGCCGACGUUACGACUCCGACCGAAGAACCAGUUCACAUUGACUCCAUGGAAAGUUUCUGGAUGUCACAAACGUUGAAAUAUUUCUAUCUCAUGUUCAGCGCGCCAGAUGCCCUCAGUCUGGAUGAAUAUGUCUUCAAUUCUGCUGGACAUCCUCUCAAGCGACCGGAGACGGAAUGGAUACAAUAA